AUGUCACAUGCAAUCGAUCAUAAUUUUAUUAACAAAAUUCGGUAUGAGGUAGCAGUACCAGUAUUAUGGAAAAUUCCUGAAAGAAUUCCUUUAACUAAAAAAGCAGAGAAAGCUUAUCGACCACCUUCAUUUAAUUACAUUAAUUUAUGGAAACAUUUAGAUUUAAAACUUUUAGAAAAUAUGAUUAGAUUAGGAAAUGACAAAGAAUAA
Rhizophagus irregularis DAOM 181602=DAOM 197198 is the source of this 210-nucleotide messenger RNA. The record is from RefSeq and is a predicted model, not a curated record. Lineage: Eukaryota; Fungi; Glomeromycota; Glomeromycetes; Glomerales; Glomeraceae.